AUGUCCCCUGAGUGCGCGCAGGCGGCGGGCACUGCGCCCGUGCGCAGCCUGGAGCGGGCCAACCGCACCCGUUUCCCGUUCUUCUCCGAUGUCAAGGGCGACCACCGGCUAGUGCUGAACGCCGUGGAGACCGUGGUGCUGGCACUCAUCUUUGUGGUGUCGCUGCUGGGCAACGUGUGCGCCUUGGUGGUGGUAGCGCGCCGACGGCGCCGCGGCACCACCGCCAGCCUGGUGCUCAAUCUUUUCUGCGCGGACCUGCUCUUCACCAGCUCCAUCCCGCUCGUGCUGGUCGUGCGCUGGACGGAGGCCUGGCUCCUGGGCCCGGUUGCCUGCCACCUGCUCUUUUACAUGAUGACCCUGAGCGGCAGCGUCACCAUCUUCACGCUGGCGGCAGUCAGCUUGGAGCGCGUGGUGUGCAUCCUGCGCGUGCAGCGUGGCGCGCGGGGCCCGGGGUGGCGGGCGCGGGCCGCGCUGCUCGCUUUGAUCUGGGGCUACUCGGCGAUCGCGGCGCUGCCCCUCUGCAUCUUCUUCCGCGUCCUCCCGCAGCGGUUACCCGGCGCUGACCAGGAAAUUCCAAUUUGCACACUGGUUUGGCCCAGUAUUGGCGGAGAAAUCACCUGGGAUGUGUCAUUUGCUAUUUUCAACUUCUUGGUACCAGGACUGCUUAUUGUGAUCAGUUACUCCAAAAUUUUACAGGUACGUUUGCUUCAAGCCCAGCUCUGUUUUGUGUUCCUGCAGAUCACGAAGGCAUCCAGGAAGAGGCUAACGAUGAGCCUGGCCUACUCAGAGAGCCACCAACUGCGCGUGUCCCAGCAGGACGUCCGGCUCUUCCGCACCCUCUUCCUGCUCAUGAUAUCCUUCUUCAUCAUGUGGAGCCCUAUCAUCAUCACCAUCCUCCUCAUCCUGAUCCAGAACUUCAAGCAGAAUCUGGUCAUCUGGCCGUCCCUCUUCUUCUGGGUGAUGGCCUUCACCUUUGCCAACGCGGCCGUCAACCCCAUUCUCUACAACAUGUCCCUGUUUAGGAACGAGUGGAGGAGGUUUUUCCACUGCUGCUUCUUGUCGGAAAAGGGAGCCAUGUUGACAGACAUGUCUGUCAGGAGAAAUGAUCUGUCUGUUAUUUCCAGCUAGUUCAUUUUUCUCUACAGGCAUCUAUGUGUUCCCCCUCUGGCCAGCCAUGGUGUGUUUUCAAAGGGAGAUCGUUUCCAUGACCCUUGGCUAUGGUACCCGCUCUCAGAAAAUGUAACCUAUGCAGAUGCCCAUUUUCAGCACUGGUAAAUUAAGAGGUGAUCAUUCAGUAUAACAGUUUUAUCCUGUAUAGAAGGAUUUGCUGUGGGUUCCUUUUCAAUGUGAACUUCUUCGGUGUGGAAUAUGAUUAAUUGUAUUAAUUUUUGUUUGUGACUAUUCAGCAAUCUCAUCUCCUAUAUGUAAAGCCUCGCUGUGCAGUGAGCCUGAAGUGAGGCUUGGAUUCAUGACUCAGUCUUCUCCUCCAAAGAGUCACAGCCACCCUCACUCCCCACCCUGGACUUGCAAGGCUGUAGGAUCAUUCAUCAGUGUGAAGAGUGCUUGAGGAAUUUCCAAGGAACAAGAAUUUAAUUUCCAAGGACUUAAAGGUGACUUUGUUCAUCACUGAUAAUAGGAGAAGCUUUGUCAUGAAGUCACAGAGGAGGUCGGAUGACCCCAAACAUUCAAAAGUCAGAGCAGGAGUGACUCCCUUCCUUGAUCCACCUGUCAGAUGCCUCUUAAGCACGUGCUGAGGCUUAAGCCUGACCAAUGACGUGGUCAGUGUUCUUGGUGGUGGGAAUACAGCAGUGAACCAGACAUCCACGGACCGUGUCCUCAUGGAGCUCACUUACCUUCCAGACGGGGCAGAGAAACACCAAACAUGUCAAUAGAUCAUAUAGUGUUACAGAGUGAAUUAACAUUGUGAAGAAAAUGGGACGGUGAUGACAAUUUAGAUGGAGUGUUGAAGGGCCUGGGAAGACCUUUCUGAGGGGUGAUAUUUGAGUCAAAAGGGCAAACCACAAGGAGGAACCAGUCAUGUGAAUCCGGGGAAUGAGGCUUUGCAGACGGAGCAGACCCUGGUGCUGGUGCAAAGAGACUUGUGUGCUUGUGGGACAGAAAGACCGGCAUGAACAAAGCAAACUAUUGACUAAGCCUCCUCUAGGCCAGGCCCUGUCCUUGAAACCAGAACAGAGGGAUGCUCUGCUGGAGGCCAUCAAUGGAGACGAGAGGGGUUACAGGGCUGGCUUAUACCGGGCUAGGGAGGCUACCAUUGGAAUUUGUUCUGUGUUCAGCGGGCAGCCACUGGAGAUUUGCAUUUGGAUGCGGAUAUGACCUGCUAUUUGUUUUUAAAUAUUGCUCUGGUUGCCCUGUUCAGGAAAUGCUUUGUGGAGCAAGAAUGAAAAUGGACACCAGUUAGGCAGCUGCCAAAGUAAAGAAGGAAGAUGGGGAAGUUUGAGGCGGAUGACAUCGCUGUUGUUGUUCAGUCAUGUUCAACUCUUCACAACCCAUGGACCACAGCAUGCCAGGCUACCCUGUCCCUCACCAUCUUCCAGACAUCAGCGGGGGAUUGUGAGAAAUGAUCUUGGGCAUACUUUGGGAAGACAGAGCAAACAUGAUUUAUUGAUUGACAGGAUACAGAAUGUGAGGGAAAGAGAGGAUUCAACAGAGACUCUGACAGCCAUAGGACGGAGGGCAGGCAGCAAAAAUGGAGAAGGCUAGGAGGAUGG
This is a messenger RNA of Odocoileus virginianus texanus, 2729 nucleotides long. The record is from RefSeq and is a predicted model, not a curated record. NCBI's taxonomy places the organism in Eukaryota, Metazoa, Chordata, Mammalia, Artiodactyla, Cervidae.